This is a messenger RNA of Phyllostomus discolor (pale spear-nosed bat), 1991 nucleotides long. RefSeq names its product cyclin E1 (gene CCNE1). NCBI's taxonomy places the organism in Eukaryota, Metazoa, Chordata, Mammalia, Chiroptera, Phyllostomidae. Gene Ontology annotation, cellular component: nucleus; cytoplasm; cyclin E1-CDK2 complex. Gene Ontology annotation, molecular function: cyclin-dependent protein serine/threonine kinase regulator activity. Gene Ontology annotation, biological process: G1/S transition of mitotic cell cycle; regulation of cyclin-dependent protein serine/threonine kinase activity. The transcript is spliced from 12 exons. Bases 253 to 1491 code for a protein of 412 amino acids. The record is from RefSeq and is a predicted model, not a curated record.
CGGGGGCCGGUUCCGCGCGCUGAGAUUUUUAAAUGUCCCGCUCUUCGCCGGGCGCAGGAGCAGCCGGCUCGACCGCCAGCACGGUGUAGGGGGCAGGCGCGGAUCCCGCCACCGCCGCGCGCUCGCCGCCGCCGCCGCCCGGCUCCCGGCCUCCCGCUCGCCCCUCCGCCCUCCUGCCUCCGGCCUCCGCGCGUGCUGCCUGCCUGUCGCGACCCGGCUUCGGGCCUCAGGUCUGACCCCGCGCCCCACGCCAUGCCGAGGGAGAGAAGGGAGAGGGAUGCCAAGGAGCCUGACGGCAUGAAGGAGGAGAGCGGCGCCGAUGUCUCUGCUCACUCCAGGAAGAGGAAGGCAAAUGUGGCCGUUUUUUUGCAGGACCCAGACGAGGAAAUUGACAAAAUCGACAAGCCCGCCAGAAGCGAGAGCGGCGGUCAGCCUUGGGACGGCCGCGCAGCCUCCGAGAACCCGUGCUCCCUGAUCCCCACGCCAGACAAGGACAAAGACGAGGACGAGCUGGGGUUCCCCAGCUCUGCGCACAAGACCCCCGUCGCCAGGCCGGCCCGAGCCACGCCGCUGCCCAUGCUGAACUGGGCGAACCGCGAGGAGGUCUGGAAGAUCAUGCUGAACAAGGAGCAGACGUACCUGCGGGACACGCACUUCCUGCAGCGGCACCCGCUCCUGCAGCCGAGGAUGCGGGCGAUUCUGCUGGACUGGCUGAUGGAGGUGUGCGAGGUCUACAAGCUGCACAGGGAGACGUUCUACCUGGCGCAGGACUUCUUCGACCGCUACAUGGCCACGCAGCACGACAUCGUGAAGACGCUGCUGCAGCUCAUUGGCAUCUCGUCCCUGUUCAUCGCCGCCAAGCUCGAGGAGAUCUACCCUCCCAAGCUGCACCAGUUCGCGUACGUCACCGAUGGGGCCUGCUCGGGGGACGACAUCCUCACCAUGGAGCUGAUCAUCAUGAAGGCUCUUAAGUGGCAUUUAAGCCCCCUGACCAUCGUGUCCUGGCUGAACGUGUACAUGCAGGUGGCCUACCUGAACGACCUGUACGAGGUGCUCCUGCCGCAGUAUCCCCAGCAGGUCUUCAUCCAGAUCGUGGAGCUUUUGGACCUCUGCGUCCUGGACGUCGGCUGCUUAGAGUUUUCCUACGGCGUCCUGGCCGCCUCCGCGCUGUACCAUUUCUCCUCGUGCGAGCUGAUGCAGAAGGUCUCGGGGUUCCAGUGGAGCGACGUGGAGAAGUGCGUCAAGUGGAUGGUGCCCUUCGCCAUGGUCAUCAAGGAGACGGGCAGCUCCAAGCUGAAGCAGUUCCGGGGCGUUCCCGCCGAAGACGCCCACAACAUCCAGACACAUCUGGGCAGCUUGGACCUGCUGGACAAAGCCCAGGCGAAGAAGGCCAUGUUGUCUGAACAAAAUCGGGUUUCUCCUCUCCCGUCCGGGCUCCUCACCCCGCCUCCGAGCGGCAAGAAGCAGAGCGGCGACCAGGACGCAGCGUGACACUCCAGCCUCCUCACCAAAGACAGUCGUGCCCAGCCGCCUGCGCCCGUGCCCACGGGCCUGCGCCUGGCACCACCUCGGCCGCCCGGACUCCCUGGGAGAGCGUCCGCUCCCGAAGCACAGGUGCUCCGCGGAUGGCGCGGGGCGGGGAGAGGCGUCCUCACGGCCGCUCACGUUCCUCUCCUGAGCGGGCAAGGGCCCCGGCCGCCUCCAGAUGCUGCUACGGAGGGCGCCGCUCGGCACGACGGACACUGAGGCCGGGAGCCGAGGGCGCGCGGAGCUGCCGCCUCCCCGCGGGUGUGCCGGGUGCCCUGGGUGCUGGUGCUGUGCGGGGUCGGUGCGGGCGCUGGGCCGUGGCCACGGCUGGCGCGCUGGGCCCGCCCUCCGAGUUAUCAGUUGACAAUGUACAACGCUUUCUAUGAACUGUCGUUCCCGAGUGCUGCUACGUCUGUCUGAUUUUAAUAAAGGUGACACUGUCUCUGAGACAGCCGGUUCCACGA